Girardinichthys multiradiatus is the source of this 1746-nucleotide messenger RNA. It is a transcript of the gene suds3, whose product is annotated as SDS3 homolog, SIN3A corepressor complex component. Lineage: Eukaryota; Metazoa; Chordata; Actinopteri; Cyprinodontiformes; Goodeidae. The transcript has 12 exons. Gene Ontology annotation, biological process: negative regulation of transcription by RNA polymerase II. The record is from RefSeq and is a predicted model, not a curated record. Gene Ontology annotation, cellular component: Sin3-type complex. The coding region runs from base 90 to 1046 and encodes 318 amino acids. Gene Ontology annotation, molecular function: histone deacetylase binding.
GGUCCUGUCAGUUGUAGGCGCAGUUUCAAGCAGCCUGCAAAACACAAUUCGAUUGUUUAUUUUAUGUUUGUUUACAUCCAAGCCGAUAAAUGGCUUCCACUUUAAUUUCUCCAAUGGUGGAUUAUUACAACGACGAAGAGGAACUCGACAGCGUGGAUGACGACGAUGACCGAAGUUUCAGGGGAAGAGACUCAGAAGAAGACACUGAAGAUGCCAGUGAGACAGAUCUUGCCAAACAUGACGAGGAGGACUUUGUGGAAAUCAAGGAACAAAUGUACCAAGAUAAACUGGCCUCAUUGAAAAGACAGCUGCAGCAGCUACAAGAAGGUACUCUGCAGGAGUAUCAGAAGAGGAUGAAGAAGCUGGACCAGCAGUACAAAGAAAGACUUCGAAAUGCAGAUUUGUUUCUUCAGCUUGAGACAGAACAGGUGGAGAGAAACUACAUUAAAGAGAAGAAAGCAGCGGUGAAGGAGUUUGAUGAUAAAAAGGUGGAACUGAAGGAAAACCUAAUCGCUGAGCUGGAGGAAAAGAAAAAAAUGAUUGAGAAUGAGAAGUUAACAAUGGAGCUAACGGGUGACUCAAUGGAAGUAAAACCAAUCAUGACAAGAAAGCUGAGGAGACGACCCAACGAUCCAGUCCCGAUACCAGAUAAGCGAAGAAAACCUGCACCAGCUCAGCUAAACUAUUUAUUAACAGACGAGCAGAUUAUGGAAGACCUAAGAACACUUAAUAAGCUAAAGUCACCAAAACGACCAGUGUCUCCUUCAUCUCCUGAGCACGUCCCCUCUGCUCCCAUUGAGAACCCCUCCCAGCGUUACGAGGCCCGCAUUGAAGAGGGGAAACUUUACUACGAUAAAAGAUGGUACCAUAAGAGUCAAGCCAUUUACCUGGAAUCAAAGGAUAACACAAAGAUUAGCUGUGUCAUCAGCUCAGUUGGGACGAAUGAGAUUUGGGUGAGGAAGACGAGCGACAGUACAAAGAUGAGGAUCUACCUAGGGCAGCUGCAGAGAGGAACAUUUGUCAUCCGUCGACGGUCUGCUGCGUGAAACGUUCCCCUGCUCUGCUCAACCCAACCCAUUCUGUUCAUGUUUCUGUCCUGCCAUUAAACCGCCAACUCACUCGUUCAUCUAGUGUCCCCAUGUUGGUGCAUUUUCAGUUUUACCAUGUGACCUUUUUAUUUGUAUCAAAUAUUUUCAUAUAUAAAACCCCCUGUUUCUUAAUAAAGCAUGAAUGCAGCGUUUCAGCUCAAUUUCUUUCCCAACAUCAACCACAUGAAGUGGUCUUUAAAAACACUAACUGGUUUCCAGUAUGGUUGUCACUAUGCACCAUGUUUUUGCACCCAGUUUGGGGUUAUUGCUGCUUUUUAUGCAAAGCAGUCUCAUUUACAGUAAAAACAUAUUUACAGGAAUAUGCCCUAGUUAGCCAACUGAAUCUGUUGUGCUAAGUUUAAUGGAGAAAGGUUUGAAAGAAACAGAUGAACUGCCUCCCAGGUAUGACUUGCCCGUUUUCAAGAAUAUCCCUGUUGGAACGGUACAGAAAAACUGCUUGUUAUAUAGAUACCUUCAGUAUAAAUAACAUGUUACAUUGCCUUGUAUAUUUGAACCUUUUAUUUGUAAAAAAAAAAAAAAAAAGUUUUGGUUAUCAUGUCACCUCCAUAUGGAAACAGUCUGGAAUGGCUCAGCUGUUUUUGUUGAUUGACUGAUUUAUUUUUCAUUUUAUUAAAGUUUUAGCUUUUUAUUCAUUUUA